AUGGUGCUGGUGUCGCUGCCCUCCUCGCUCCGGCUGACCACCGAGAGCUUUUGCAGGCAGGCUCUGCCUGCACGGGCAGAGCCCCGCUGCGCUUACCCGUGCGUGUUCUGGAGCAAGCUGGAGCUUUGCUGGCCAAGACUAGUAGUGCAAAAGAAGCAGAUGAUAUCAAGAAAGCUAUUUCUUCAGCUGGGUGGAGCUUCCUUUAUUUUCUCCUGCACCUCUGCAGCCGAGAAGGAGAUGGGAGGAGCGGAGCAAAGGGAGAAGCAAUACCGAGCCCAUCGGGGAUUUGGGGAUCGCCGCGGUGGGGUCAUCAGCGCCCGCACGUAUUUCUACGCCGAUGAGGCCAAGUGUGACCAGCACAUGGAGACUUUCCUCCACUGCAUCGACGCCUCCAGUGGCAGCUCGGAGGACGGCUUCUCGGCCGUCAAGCUGACGGCGCUGGGCAGACCUCAGUUCCUGCUGCAGUUCUCGGAGGUGCUGGUAAAGUGGCGGAGGUUCUUCCACCAAAUGGCCGCGGAGCAGGGCCAGGCUGGGCGGGCAGCACUGGAGAUGAAGCUGGAGGCAGAGAAGCUCCAGGAGGCCCUGGCCAAACUUGGCAUCGCAACCAAGGCGGAGAGCCAGCACUGGUUCACGGGCGAGAACCUGGGUGUGAGCGGCACUGUGGACCUGCUGGACUGGAACAGCCUGAUUGACAGCCGCACCAAGAUCUCCAAGCUGCUGCUUGUCCCCAACAUGCAGACUGGGCAGCUGGAGCCUCUGCUCUCACGCUUCACUGAGGAGGAGGAUCUGCAGAUGAAGCGGAUGCUGCAGCGGAUGGAUGUCCUUGCCAAGAGAGCCGCGGAGAAGGGUGUGAGGCUGAUGGUGGACGCAGAGCAGAGCUACUUCCAGCCAGCCAUCAGCCGCCUCACCCUGGAGAUGCAGCGCCGCUUCAACAGGGAUCGGGCAAUCAUCUUCAACACCUACCAGUGCUACCUGAAGGAGGCUUAUGACAACGUGACAGUGGACGUGGAGCUGUCGCGCCGGGAGGGCUGGCACUUUGGUACCAAGCUGGUCCGUGGUGCCUACAUGGAGCAGGAGCGGGCGAGGGCGGCCCAGAUUGGCUAUGAGGAUCCCAUCAACCCCACCUAUGAGAAGACCAAUGAGAUGUACCACAGGUGCCUGGACUAUAUCCUGGAGGAGAUCAAGCACAGCUGGAAAGCCAACGUGAUGGUGGCAUCUCACAAUGAGGACACGGUGAAGUUCACCCUGCGCAGGAUGAUGGAGCUUGGGAUCCAUCCCUCAGAGAAGAAGGUGUGCUUCGGGCAGCUCCUGGGCAUGUGUGACCAGAUCACCUUCCCCCUGGGUCAGGCCGGCUUCCCCGUCUACAAGUACGUACCCUACGGGCCGGUGAACGAGGUGCUGCCCUACCUGUCCCGCAGGGCCCAGGAGAACAGGGGCUUCGUGCAGAGGGCGAACCGGGAGCGGGACCUUCUCUGGAGGGAGGUCAAGAGGAGGCUUCUUGCGGGCACCUUCUUCAGCCCCAACCACUAA
This is a messenger RNA of Charadrius vociferus (killdeer), 1530 nucleotides long. Its product is annotated as proline dehydrogenase 1, mitochondrial-like. Gene Ontology annotation, molecular function: FAD binding; proline dehydrogenase activity. The record is from RefSeq and is a predicted model, not a curated record. The coding region runs from base 1 to 1530 and encodes 509 amino acids. Lineage: Eukaryota; Metazoa; Chordata; Aves; Charadriiformes; Charadriidae. Gene Ontology annotation, cellular component: mitochondrion. The transcript has 15 exons.